Molecule: messenger RNA, 525 nt
Organism: Dovyalis caffra
Lineage: Eukaryota; Viridiplantae; Streptophyta; Magnoliopsida; Malpighiales; Salicaceae
Source: the annotation of a GenBank genome assembly
AUGAUUUUUCAUAUACCUUUGAUUAUAAGUGUCCAGUUGGGCCGAGAAGCGCCGAGCGAGGCAAAUUGGCCCCACCCAAUUGUUGAUUCUGCUGCGAAUUCUGUUGAAUUGAAGCAGACCCACCAAAAUUCAUUUGCCCAUAUAAGCCCUGUUGUUGUUGAAGCUGUUGCUGCUGCUGCCUCAAAACGCUACCGUAUUGGUUCUGUUGUUGUUGAAUUGGUUGUUGUUGUUGAGAAGGGAGGGAAGGUGAAGCAGAGAUUUGGGAGUGGUCAAGUGAAGAAGAGGAAGAGAUUUGUGAAUUUUGAGGUUGCUGCUUGUUGUGAUUGUGGCUGUGACGACGGGUUUAUAAUUGAAUUUGGAGAAGGCAGAGGUUUAGGGGAAGAUGCUGCUGCUGCAUUCUCAGCCAUGGAUUGGAUUGGACUGGACUGGAAUAAAAAUUAUGGAGCUUGCAAAGUUAAGAGGAAGGGAGAGAGGAAAGAGGAGAAGAGGAUUACUCAAGUGUACCCUGAUAAGCAGAGGGAAUGA